Clupea harengus (Atlantic herring) is the source of this 1560-nucleotide messenger RNA. RefSeq names its product translocase of inner mitochondrial membrane 29 (gene timm29). The record is from RefSeq and is a predicted model, not a curated record. Gene Ontology annotation, cellular component: TIM22 mitochondrial import inner membrane insertion complex. Lineage: Eukaryota; Metazoa; Chordata; Actinopteri; Clupeiformes; Clupeidae. Gene Ontology annotation, biological process: protein insertion into mitochondrial inner membrane.
ACACGCCAUUUUGGCUCACAUGUGACAUUUGCGGAAGACCUUCGAUGAGCGGCCGGCGAAAUUGGGAUCCGAGCACAGAUAUUUCUUCCGGGUUUCUCCACUGUGAACCACCCGAAGGUCGUGUGUUUUCUGACUAUGGCCGCCUCGUUGGUGUUCAGGAGAUGGUGCUCCACAACUGUAGCAGAGACAGUAAUCCCAAGUAAGGGCACGCGAUGGCAACGUUUUCGGAAAAGCCGUGUGGGUGUAUGGUGCAGCGGCCUGCUUGGCGACUACAAGGAGGCAUGCCGUGAGAUAGUUGUGGGCGCCUGGGAGCGCCCAGUAAAAGCAAGUGCCUACCUCAGCCUGCUGGGGGGCGUCUGGGCCUCCUUCUACACCAAUCCCUCCGAGGACUCCUUCGAGGCAGACCUGAUGGACAUGGCCAGCCAGCUGGGCCUCCUCUCGCCGUGGACCCGCAAUGGCGUGUCGGACGGUCACGUGCAGAAGCUGUCCAAGCUCCACAGUGAGGGAUGCCUGCGCUACGUCAGCCUGGGUGUGGCCUCGCUGACGUACCGGGCUGACUAUGACCCAGACUCCAGCUUGUACGAGGCCCGCUGCUCUGCCCUGACUGUGCCCUUGCGGGAGCUGACCGAGAGGCUGCUAGACGUGGGGUUCGCUGGCCGCUGGUGGGUGCUGGACACUAAGAUGAAAGAAUACGAUGUGAACGACGAGGAAUUCCGCCACCUGCCUCCGGGGCUCCUUGACACGGUGGUACCGUCGCCCCAGGUGACGGAGCAGAACGAGCAGCUGCACAAGGACUCCUGGAAGCAUGUCAUCGUGCUGGAGGAGGACGAGGAGGAGGGGAAGAGGCUUGCGGAGCAGAUAGAGGAAGGUGGACGGGGAGGGACUCAGAGUGAUGCUGUGGGAGAGACUCAGCAACAGACACAGACCUAAAUCUGUCCCCCAAAGGAUGCCCAAUGAAGUAAACGCUAUCAGUCAGCUUACCUGCUGAUUGACUUACAGACAAUCGUGAGGGCAGAUGGGAAAGGUUUACACAAUGUUCUCAUGCUUAUAUUCAGAGAAAGAGGGAAAAAAGGAUGAGAGAGAGAGAUAGGACUACACUAGACAGACUAUCCAUGCCUUCAGAUAGCCUAUGGGGCAAUAAUAUGGGAGACUAUUCUUACAGUUCUACAGCAGUCUGUUAGUAGAAAAUGUGGGAAUGUUACUGGAGAUUACUUAAGCAAGCAAAUUUCGAUUGGCAACGCAGUCAAUUUAUUCUAUUUCAUUACUUGACAUGUUCAGUAUUAGGUUGUGUCAUAAUCUGCCAUCUUUGUAAUGGGUUUCUAUAUCUUCUGUCAUUUACCAAAGUGUCAGCACCUGCUGUGCAGCCUCCACAGUUGAACUAUUAGGCAGAUAGGAUGGGUGAAGAAAGCAGAGAGAGGCUGUAAUGUUACACUUCUCUGAGAUGAAUUAGAAAAUACAAUUGACAUGUUUCAAAACGGCUAUCUAAGAAACAGAUGAGAAGAGAUACUGAUGGGAGCUUAGAUUUGGAGGAGGAACCCAAUAAAGUAUCUCACUAACAGA